UCACAGGACACUGACUCUUGGGCUCCUAGCCCUGAGAACUCCAACUCUGCCGUCCCCUGCAGAGAUGACCCUCCAGAUCCCAUCUCUUGCAGCCCAGUUCCCAGAUCCAUAUUGCAGAGAGACUCCAACAAAGAAAAGGAUCAGACAGAAGAGGAUGAGACAGGCGUUCUAGACCUCCUAUGUGUAGUCCGGCACAGUUCACAAUGGUCCCCAGCCUCUACUGCACCAUCAUCCUUCUGUCCCACCCUGUUGUUUGAAGCCACUGACCUGUCUUGCUAUGGCAACAAACUGCAAAAGAUGAAGGAUGGGAUGAUUGACUUAGCCCUGGGCCUGAUUAAGAAAAGGUAUAGAAUUGGUAUAAGCUGACAAUGGCAAAUGCUAUGGGAAAAAUACUCAGCUGUAGCCCCAGCGUUGCUGUCAAGUCUCCAUCACGGCCAUGGGCCUAUCAGGAUGUUGACUGUGCUUCUUUGGACAAUAACAACCCUUCCCUGGAGGCUCCCAUAGUAACACAGAUGUGUUGGAAGGAGCUGAAGGACAAGACUGCAAGGGACACUCAACUGGGUGGAUGGACCUUGAAUCCUGACUGUCAUUGUUCCAGUUUGAACAACCCCCUGGAGAGCUCCAGGUCCCCCCAGGAGUACCAACCUCAGCAUCAUUUUAAUGGCUUAACACCAAAACAACCAGCUGGAAAAAGCAACUGGAGUUGAGGACUGCUGCCGCCAUUCACCAGCACACACACAGAUGCCAGACCAAGAAAAACCCUGCCUUUCCUGGAACAGAACUUCCAGCUGUCCCUCAUGGCUGGAACUUGGAUGAGAACAACUCUUCUCCAUCUGCCAAACAGCACUGGGAUAACAUGGGCUGCCUUAGCAUGGACAAUGGGGUAACAGGUUUAAGUGAGGAGCAGGAUGAGAAUGAGCCUAGUGGAGACCAGGAGCCAUGGCAAGACCUGAGGACUAGGGCAGCUGAGGUAGGGUAUGUGGACACUGGCCUUGAGCCAGCCCUGCCUAGAAAUUGGCAUAGCCAGGGAUCUACAACGUCAAAUUGCCCGGAGGCAUAUUGCACAGACUAGGGGGAGAAGAAAGAAGCCUGGAGCCUAGGGCACAGAAUCCUUUGUGGACAGUGUACCAAGCUACGCUGGGAACGAAAACAGGCGAUGUUGGAAUUCAUUCACACAGAAGCCAGCUAUGGGGAGGACCUGCACAUCAUCAAGGAACAGUUUCAGUUGCCUAUGCAGUCUGCCAGACUGCUGAACCCCGGACAGCUGCUAGUUGUGUUCAGCAACAUCCAGGAGCUCAUUGAUCUCAAUGAGAGAUUUCUGGAGAGCCUGCAGCAAGAGAUUGCCCAAGCACUGUCACAGGGUGAUGACGACCUGAUGACUGUGUGCAUUGGUGAGAUCUUCCUGGAGUAUAUCAACAUGUUGCCUGCUUUCCAGACUUACUGUCUUCAGCAAGCAUUCUCCAUGAGCACUCUCAGCACCCUGGAGAAGGAAAAGGAGCUACUUCGCAUUUUCCUCCACGCCUCUCAAACCAACAACACGGCACUGAGACGGAUGAAUCUGCACUCAUUCCUGAUGGCACCAUUGCAGCGAAUCACCAAAUAUCCACUUCUGUUGAGCUGAAUCACACAGGCCACAGCUACCUUCCACCCUGACUAUGGCUGCCUAUGUGAGGCCACAAGCCGCCUAGCCUCUUACCUGGAGCACAUCAAUAGGAAAACAAGACAGGAACACAGCUUGCCCUGGGCUCUGCGCCCCUUCCGCCAGAAUGUCUGGCACCUUCAUGAGCCAGCUGCUGCCAUUGAUCGACGGGAGCUGGCACUGAAGAUACUGGGCUGGCCUUGGGAGGAGACUUUGUUUUGUAAUGGAGGGAGGACUGCAACUGGCUCAGCCCCCGGAUGGCCCCUGGACUAGAAAGGGCAGUUGAACCCUGAAGUUCCAGACUUUGCAGGUGAUACUAAUGGCUAGGCUACAGAGACCAGCUGAAAGGGGCUUAAGACAUGAGGGCCCAGGUCAGGGGCCAGUGGGAGAUGCCGCAUUAGUGCUAAUUCAUGAUAAGAAUCAUGGUAAACUGAGCUUGUUGAGGAGACCAAUUAGGUUGGGUCAGUGUGUGGUAUCAGCUGACCCUAUUUGCAAGACCUUUGAGCUACUGGAGAUGCAACAGGGUGCCUUUAUCCUACGUGAUUAUGACUAUGCCCAUACUCCGCUUUGGCUACAUCACAUCCAUGGUUAUGCCCGCCAGCUAGGGUCCUGGAAGAGGCGUCGCAAUGCACUACCCAACAUCAUGAUCAGUAUUCCCAGCCAUACCUGAUCCUAGAGAUGUCCCUAAUUAGGGGUAAAAGGAUUGAAAAAAAAUGGUCUCAAUUCCAUUAAAUCCCUAAAAUGUAUCUCUCUAGGAAGGUUCUAGGUAUGUGUUAGGGACCCUACCCUCCUUUCUGAGCUAGGGACCCUAGACCCUUCAGUUGGAGUGUACCUAUUUUCCCUAUUGAGGCUAGAGGAAGCGGACUCAUUACUUCUAGUUGGACUUAGCUUCUCUCUUCUAUUAGUUUUGGUUGCCAAUCUAUACCCCUUACCAAGUUCUUGGGAACUGAAGUAAAGCUCUAUUCAGCCCAGGGACCAUGCAGUUGUCAUUGCAGAUGAUCAGGGUGCAGAUUCUAUGUCUUUCUCCAAAUCCUUAGAACCAAAGCUUGAAAGUGAAGGUGAUGUAAACACAUGGUCCUCUUUUUACUAGAUCAGACUAUUUUGAAACCAUAUUUAUACAUUUUUCCUCUCACUCAACCUCCAAACAAAUACAGAGAUACUGCUACUUUGUCUAGUGCCUUUAAUUCAUGAGGGUUUUCUGGGUUAUGGCUGCAGUGAGGAGCUGGCCAUUUGGCCAUGAUAACAGAGAAAGAGGAAAGGUGAAGUAGCUAGAAAAGGCAAAUUCAGGAGUGCUAUGGCUGGGGCAGGGGGAGUAGGAGGAGGAAGGCACUGGGUGUGAGGGUGGGUAUUGUCUGCUUUCUAGUGUUUCCUGAGGUUGGCUGUGAGUUGGGGGGGAAGGGGGUCACCAAUCAUUGUAAUAGGGAUCAUUCUUCAUAAAUAACUACCCUAUUUAUUCAUUUAUUCAUCCAAAAGAGUACAUAUUGAAUGUGUACUUUCUGCAAGGCACUGUAGUCAGAGCCCUGAAACAGAAACUUAGAUGAAUGGUCUCUGCCCCCAAGGGGCUAACAAUAUAAUUAAUUCCUUUCUGCAUGUUAAGGUUCUUUAUUUUGCCAUUCCUCCUGAUUCCUUUAGUCCACUUUUAGAUUCAUUCAUAGGUUGAGUCAUUCAACAAAUAUUAUGUAAGCUACCUUGGGAGAUAAGAUACUGUGUUUGCUUCCCAUCAUAGAGUUUAUAGUCUAAUAAGAGGGUUGUUACAGGCAUAUAAAUAACGGUAAUAUGUAAAGUCUUCUAUUACUUCAGAGGAGGGAUAGAUUCCUUCUGACUGAAGGUAACAAGGAUGGCUUUUUGGAGAAGAUGGCACUUGAGCUGGGCCUUAAAGAAUGGGUAGAUAUUGGUUAGCCAGAGCAGAAGGGUAAGGGAUUUCAGCCAAAAGGGACAAUGCUAUGGAGUUGUGGAACCAAAAAGUAUGUUUGGGAAACACAUAGUCCAGGCUGGCUAAGGCAUGGGGUUUGUGGAAGGAAAAAGUAGGAGAUGAGCUGAGGAAGAUUAGAUUGAGACAAAAUUGUGGAGGGCCUUACUCGUCAGAUGGAAUUUAGAGUUUACUUAGCAGGUAAUGGGUAGCCAUUGAAGGUUUUUGAACAGGGAAACAACAUGAGAAAAAUUAUACUUUAGUAAGAUUAAUAUGGCAGCAGUGUGUUGAAUGGAUUGGAGGGGGAAGGUAAGGAAAAGUAGAGAUUAGUUUAAGAAAAAGCUUCCAAACAAUUUGAAGCUGUCCCAAAGUAGAAUACGCUUCCUCAUUGGAGGUCUUUAAGCAAAGGCAAGAUGAUCUUUUGUCAGGGAUGCUGUAGAGGGGAUUUUGAUUCAGGUACAGGUUGGAUCAGAUGGCCUCUGAGGGCCCUUCUAAGUGUGAGAUUCUUUGCUUAGCGGGAAAGCCUGGAGAUCAGGAUGACCAAUUACAAGGCUAUUGCAAAUCCUCUAAUUCAGCUCCUAAGAGUUCCUUGUACUUUUUAAAAGUCUCCUAGGUAUGAAGAGUACAUACAAGUCCCCCAAAGACUUGAAACAAUUAAUGGUGAGAAACCAGCCUUCUAGAUUCCAGUUCUGCACUUUGAUAGGUUUAUAUUCCUAGCUGCUGGCCUGAAUUUCUUGCUACUAUUAGGUUGCUAGACUAGGGUUAUUAGGUUAGGGAGAAUAGAAGGCCCAUUCUCCCAGAGAAGUCAUUGUGAAUGGUAUAACUAGAAAUGUGAGGCUGCAAAUUAGAAAAACAAUUCAGAAUUUUUUUUUGUUUUCUCCUGAAUUUCUUCCCUCUCUCUUCCUGAUUCUCUUUUUCACCUCGUUCUACCCUCCUUCUCUAGCUUCUUUGUCCAGGGCAGCAGAUUUAGGCUAUAGAGAAAAAGCAGAGGCAUCCACAGCAGGAGAAACAGGGUCAAACAAAGAAAUUGAUGGACAACAUAUGAAAUAUUUGUUGUUGUUGUUGUUGGGGCUAAGUGACUUGCCCAGGAUCACACAGCUAGUGAGUAUCAUGUA
Phascolarctos cinereus (koala) is the source of this 4663-nucleotide messenger RNA. Lineage: Eukaryota; Metazoa; Chordata; Mammalia; Diprotodontia; Phascolarctidae. The record is from RefSeq and is a predicted model, not a curated record.